UCCUUUUACUUUCCAAUCUGAAAAUUAUUUUUUUCUUCUUUUGUAUCUCUUACAAACUGGAUUGAAGAUGUAAAAUUGAUGGGAAUCAUGAGACAAGAAGAACGGAGAAUCCACAUUCCAAACAUAUGAGAAAUGCCGAAUACAAUAGGAGGUGGGAUAGAAGACAACAAUAACUAUGAUAUGACCAAGAUUUCCAAUAGUAAUACAAGUACUCCAGAUAAUUCUGUCAAGCAUGAGAAGAAAAAGAAGUCCAUUAUCCCCAAACUUUUUAGUUCAAAGGCGCGAAAAAACUCCGAUGAUGAUCUUUUCGGAGGAAACGACUCCGGUCAUGAUCUUGAGAAGAGAAUUGCAUCAAAGAGGACAUCAUUUAUAGAGUCAUCGCCUGUUAUGAGAAAAAGUUUUUCUGAAAGGCUGGCGAAGAAUUCUGAAAUUGAGGGUUUAAACCUCUCUAAUUUCGAAAGACCUAUGACAUCCCAGUCUGAAACUCAAGAUUUCCGAAUAUUUGUUGCAACAUGGAAUGUUGGAGGGAAAGCACCUAAUAAUGGCCUCAACCUUGAAGAUUUCUUGCAGAUUGAGGGUUCUUCAGACAUUUAUAUCUUAGGGUUUCAGGAAAUAGUUCCAUUGAAUGCAGGAAAUGUUCUUGUACUUGAAGACAAUGAACCAGCAGCAAAAUGGUUAGCAAUCAUAAGUCAAGCUCUGAACAGACUACAUGAAAACCAACCAGAUUACUCAAACAAUAAUACUUCAUCAUCUUGUUCUGCUAUUACUAAUAUAAAUUGUAAUGAUUUAUCAUCUAAAGCAUAUAGAAAUAUGAAAACAUCAUCUCAAGGUGGUAUUUUCUUUCAUAAACCUUCUCUUAAAGUUCUUAGUAGACAUCUUAGGGUUCAUAAUCAGAAUCUCAAGAGUUGUAAUUGUCACUUAGAAUCAUCACCACCUUAUAAUGAGAAACAACAUCCAAGAGAUAUUAAAAACUUAAUACAUAAAUUUGAGCAAGCGAGUUCUCUUUGUAUACGUAAUGGCUCGGCUGAUGAUCGUGAAUACUUUUCCAUGGCUGCGGGAAUUCCCCUUUCACCUUCUUAUUUAUCUUCUUCGUGUGACUUGAAUUAUAGGCUCGUAACGAGCAAACAAAUGGUGGGUUUAUUUUUAUCAGUUUGGGCCAGGAAGGAAUUGGUUCAAUAUAUUGCACAUCUUAGGGUUUCUUCUAUUGGGAGAGGAAUCAUGGGAUUCUUAGGUAACAAGGGUUGUAUAUCGGUUAGCAUGUCGUUCCACAAGACGACAUAUUGCUUUGUAUGUAGUCACUUAGCAUCAGGAGAGAAAGAAGGAUAUGAGCUACGUAGAAACUCUGACGUAGCUGAAAUCCUAAAGAGUACACAGUUCCCUAAAAUUUGCAAGAAGUCGGACCGACGUAUACCUGAAAGAAUCAUUGAACAUGACCAGAUAAUUUGGCUCGGAGAUUUGAAUUAUAGAGUGUCUUUAAGUUAUGAAGAAACAAAACUACAUUUAGAAGAGAAUGAUUGGGAAACACUAUUACAUAAGUAUCAGCUUAAUAUAGAGAGACACACUGGUAGAGUGUUUAAAGGUUGGAAUGAAGGAAAGAUUUUCUUUGCUCCUACUUAUAAAUACACACAGAAUUCAGAUUCUUAUGCGGGAGAAACCACAAAAUCUAAAAAGAAGCGUCGGACUCCUGCAUGGUGCGAUAGGAUAUUGUGGUAUGGUAAUGGGAUUGAACAAUUAUCUUAUAUUAGAGGAGAAUCGAGAUUUUCAGACCAUAUACCAGUAUGUGCUGUUUUCACCUCAAAAGUAGUAAUGAUGAAUAAUAGUUGUACUACUCCCAGAAUCGAAAAGUUCAAGAAAAGAUAUUCAGUUCAACUUGGUAGAACCGAGUAUGAAGACGUGGUACCUAAAAGACACAGCUUUUACGGGUUCUAGUGAACUUAUGAUGUUCAUUUUUUUUAUCAUCACCGUCAGGCAAUUCAUUGUAUAUUACUACGGAGUAAAAGUAACAAGAAUGCAAGAUCAUAAAAACUGGACGAAGUAAUUUAAAUAUUGCAUCAGAUUACCUCAAACCUCAAAUAUGUUUUAUGAUUUCAUCCGUCUUAUUUUGAAACAGAAGUGUGACCUGCUUGUUAUCACGAUAUUGUACUGCAUUUUUGUACUAAUACAUUUAAGGUUCGAAAGUACAUACCAAUUUUUUCAUA
Molecule: messenger RNA, 2198 nt
Organism: Papaver somniferum (opium poppy)
Lineage: Eukaryota; Viridiplantae; Streptophyta; Magnoliopsida; Ranunculales; Papaveraceae
Product: type I inositol polyphosphate 5-phosphatase 5-like
Exons: 9
Coding region: 133-1929 (598 amino acids)
Biological process (GO): phosphatidylinositol dephosphorylation
Molecular function (GO): phosphatidylinositol-3,4,5-trisphosphate 5-phosphatase activity; phosphatidylinositol-4,5-bisphosphate 5-phosphatase activity; inositol-polyphosphate 5-phosphatase activity
Source: RefSeq, a predicted model, not a curated record